This is a messenger RNA of Phaethon lepturus (White-tailed tropicbird), 1719 nucleotides long. RefSeq names its product McKusick-Kaufman syndrome (gene MKKS). The coding region runs from base 1 to 1719 and encodes 572 amino acids. NCBI's taxonomy places the organism in Eukaryota, Metazoa, Chordata, Aves, Phaethontiformes, Phaethontidae. The record is from RefSeq and is a predicted model, not a curated record. Gene Ontology annotation, molecular function: ATP binding. Gene Ontology annotation, biological process: intracellular transport; cilium assembly; chaperone-mediated protein complex assembly. Gene Ontology annotation, cellular component: cytoplasm; nucleus; kinociliary basal body. The transcript has 4 exons.
AUGUCUCGUCUUGAAGCUAAAAAACCUCCGUUAUUUAGUAGUGAACCUUUAACUAAAGAUACAGUUAUUCAGUCACUCUCCCUGCUGAGCAGAGUAUUAAAAUCUUGCUAUGGUCCUGCUGGUAGACUCAAACAGCUCCACAAUGGUGUGGGAGGCUACGUUUGUACAACUUCACAAUCUUCAGCCAUACUCAGUCGUCUUUCUGUCAGUCAUCCUGUGUUAAGUGUUUUGAUGGCCUCUGUACAGAACCAUGUAUCUCGCUUCAGUGACUGUGGCUUAUUUACUGCCAUUCUUUGCUGUAGCUUGAUUGAAAACUUCAAAAGCCUAAAUAUUGCAUCUUGCACUGUCAUUAAAAUAAGCAAACAUCUUCUGAGUUUAUGUAUGGACUACCUCAAAUCUGAGGCAUGUGGUUGCCGAGUAUCUGUGGAUUUUAGCAGUGUGGAGACUCUUCUUUGUUUGGUACGUAGUGUAUUAAGAAGCAAACCUGCUUGCAUGCUUAAUAAAACAGAAGUUGAUCAUCUUGCCAUGCUGAUUUUAAAGGCUUUUAUAUUUGCUGUUCCAUGUCAUGUUGAGACUAAUGCUGUUUUAGGAAAGUGUGUAAUAGUACCUGUGAAAGGUAGAAGAGUUGUGGAUUCUACAGUUCUUCCUGGACUACUGAUAGAAACACCAGAAAUUCAAUUGGCAAAACCACUUACUGUCAAAAGGACUUGUUCAAACAUGAUCAAGAUAGCACUUUUCUGUGUGUCCAUGUCAGGAGACACUUUCAGCCCUGAAGAAGGAACUAUAACAGUCCAUCAUGGAAUUUCUCUAGAAAUGUCAGAGCUGAAUCAGUUGCUUAAUGUAGGAAAGCAGCUGGUUAAUGAUGGGGUUGGCCUUGUAGUGUGUCAGAAAGUUAUCCAUCCAUCUUUGAAACAAUAUCUGAAAGAGAACAAUGUCAUCGCUGUGGACAGAGCUGGGCUAUCUCUGGUGGAACCUCUGAGUCGGAUGACAGGUUCAAAGCCUAUAGCUUCCAUACGUUUGUUGUCUGCUAGUUCUUACGGCAGUUUGAAAGAUGUGUGUAUUGAGAGUUUUGCUUCAAAACAUUUUGUGCAUCUAAUUCCUGACAACACAGUUGUCUGCAGCUUGAUACUCUGUAACAGAAAUGAAACAGCAUGGGAUGAACUGAAGUGUGCCUGUGAAACUGCAGAACAUGUGUUACAGUUAACGAUCAAGGAACCUUUGGCGUUAUUAGGAGGUGGCUGUACAGAAACUCACCUGGCUUCGUAUAUAAGACACAAGACUUGUAGUCUGUCCACCAGCAGUUUUAAAGAUAUAGAUUGUUCUCAGACACAAUACCAGUUGGUUGCUGAUGGUUUUUGCUGUUCCCUGGAGUCUGUAGCUUGCUCUCUGAAUCAUGAUGAUGGAGAAAUUCUUACAGACAUGGUUUAUGGACACUGUUGGUUUGUUCCACCAGGUUUUCCCUCUGUCUCUAAUUGGUCAGAUUUAGUUUCAAAAUGUGGCUGUGGGAUUAAUAAUAACACUGAGAAUCUCAACUGGAGGCUUUUGCAAGGCCAAUUUGGCUCCCCUAUUACACAGGGCUGCCCUAAAGAGCCCUCAGUAAAGGUUGCUGACUUUCUGACAUUGGACUGUUUUGCUGCAAAGUGUAGUGGCCUACAAGUAGCUCUGGAGACAGCCAAUCUGAUUUUGGAUCUCUCAUAUGUAAUUGAAGAUCAAAAUUAG